AAAGGCCUGUUAUUUUAUUAAAGAGGUAGUGUCUUUUUGACUAGCUCGUAUUAUAUAAACACAUCGCUUCAUCAUAGUCUACGAUACCUACCAGAGCUUUACGCAAACUUACCUUCACGUUAGACCUCCUACAAUACUCGCCGCUUUAGGAAGCCUCUAGACAAUCGUGCUAGUCACACUCCACGCCCAGCGCAACAACACCACUACAACCAUGACCGUCCCGGCCAAGACCACCCCAACACCCAAGAUCCUCUUCCUUGGAGCCACAGGCUACCUCGGCGGUACACUCCUCCAUCGCCUCCUUGCAUCGGACAUCGCGUCAGCCGCGGCCCUCACGGACCCCAUCACCGUCCUAGUCCGCGGCGAAGACCGCGCAGCCAAGCUGGCUUCGAAAUACGGCCCAGCCAUCAAGACGCAGACAUUCGACUCCCUCGACGAAACAGACAAGAUCCAAGCCAUCGCAGCCUCCCACGACAUCGUCAUCAACGCCGGCACCGGCUUCCACCCCGGGUCCGCCGAAGCCCUGAUUCGCGGACUCGGCGAGCGUAAAGCAUCCCAGGCGUCUUCCUCUUCGCCGUCUGCCCCCACCUGGAUGAUCCAUACCUCAGGCGUCUCCAAUAUUGCCGACAGGCCCGUGACGGGUACAAACCUGCCCGACCUUGAAUUCUCCGACUCGGACCCCUUGGCGGUGCUCGCCUUCGAGGAAGCCGAGAACAAGCGCGAGUGGUAUCCCCAGCGGACCGCAGAGCUGACUGUCCUCCGCCUUAGCGACGAGCUCGGGGUGCCGGCGGUUAGCUUACAGGUGCCGUGCAUCUUUGGGGAGGGCCAGGGGCUGUUCCAGGAUGGCGGGGUUAUGAUCCCUAUUAUGAUGGCGUACGUACUGGAUCGCGGGUACGGGUUUACGCUGGGUGACGGGACGGCGGAUGUUGGUAUUGUGCAUGUGCAGGAUUUGGCGGAUUGUUAUAUCGCUGUGCUGAGGAAGGUGCUGUUUGAAGGGGGAAAAGACGUGCCUACUGGGCGUAAGGGCGGAGGCGUUGUGUACCCUGUACCGGCGAUGCGUUUGAUUGAUGAUAUUGCGAGGGGAUGUCUCGAUGUGACGUUUGCGAGGGGUCUUCUGCCUAAGGAGGGCGGGCCGACCGAGAAGGAGUUGAGGAAAAUCUCGAUCGAGGAGGCGGCUACUACGGUGGUGGGAAGUACGCUCAUGGCAGAGGUUGUAUGGGGGGCUCAUCGGAAAACAACGGGCACUGUUGCAAAGGAGAAGCUUGGGUGGAAGCCAGUGUUUGGGGGUCCCGAGGCGUGGAACAAAGACUUUGAGGAUGAGCUGGAUCAUGCUUUAUCGGGGAAGAGGGGGUAUACUUUUGAUGUUUGCAUUGCUAACCGGGGCUGAGUGCUGUGUUAGCUCUCGCCUGUGAACAUCUAGAGGUAUAUAGAAGCGGUCGUUAUCGGUUGGAUAGAGUGUCGCGGGUUAGAACUUAAGACGGGUUGGUGUGGUGGAGGAAGUGUCAAAUUCAAUGUUCUCAAUCAG
Molecule: messenger RNA, 1525 nt
Organism: Sodiomyces alkalinus F11
Lineage: Eukaryota; Fungi; Ascomycota; Sordariomycetes; Glomerellales; Plectosphaerellaceae
Exons: 1
Coding region: 212-1387 (391 amino acids)
Source: RefSeq, a predicted model, not a curated record